AUGCAGGCCUGCCCGAUGCCUCUGCUCCCCUCCCUCUUCCAAUCUCAAAGCGCUUUUUGCCUGAUCCAGCCUCAGAGCUUGACCAGCCAGAAGGACUUGCCGUCAUCCUGCCCCUCUGACCAUGAAGAGACCUCAGCAUUGUUGGCUGAAGCGAACAAGACCUUGAAUGCAAGGCCCACCCAAUCCGAGAAGCUGACCCUGGCAGAGAAGCUCGAGAUCAUCCAUUGCUACGAGACCAAGAUCGUCUCACAGACUUGCUUGGCAAAGCGCUACGGCAAGAGCAGAUCAGCGAUAUCAAAACUGUUGCAACCGAACAAUGUGCGAAAGCUUAAAGAGCUCGCUGGGGCUGGGGUCACAACCAAGAUCAAACGAUGCUCUUCGGCUCAUCAUCCUGAGCUGGAGCGCAAGGCGCAUGAGUUUUUCAAAACUGUUGGGAGAAGCGACACCGUCGGGAAGUUAAUGCUUCGCAUGUUUGCUGAGAAGACAGCAUUCAGCCUCGGAAUAUCAGGUUUCGAAGCCAAUUCAGGGUGGUGUUUCCGGUUCCUCAAGCGGCACGGCUUUGUCUCCUCCGCGGAAGUUUCGGAUGAGAGCAGGUCGGAACCUCUGAUCCAACAAGCGACAGAGUCUCAUGCCACAACUCCCGACAUGGGAGGCAAGUUCAGUGCGUUCAAAGCGGUAGGACAUGCACCCCAUCCAAAGCUUAUCGUCCUCAGCACGGGGAAGUCAGAGCUACCUGUGCUGCCGGGCCUCUCAGCAAUCCUGCCGCAAGUUGUCAAUGUGCAACCAAGACCGUCGUAA
Guillardia theta CCMP2712 is the source of this 798-nucleotide messenger RNA. RefSeq lists its product as hypothetical. NCBI's taxonomy places the organism in Eukaryota, Cryptophyceae, Pyrenomonadales, Geminigeraceae. The record is from RefSeq and is a predicted model, not a curated record. The coding region runs from base 1 to 798 and encodes 265 amino acids. The transcript has a single exon.